UUUAGUUAUUCUGGUACACCUUCAAUUGGCUCCAGUAGUAGAAGAAGAAUCGCACCACUAUGAUUUUAGCUUGCCGGUUGGAAAAUAGAAAUUAGGGGAAUGGGUGAUACACAACCGCAGGGGGACAUUUUGAAAAUGUCCCACAGAGAGAACUGGAAAGUGCAGCAUGAGCGGCUGCACGUGAAGCACCGAGGCCAUGAGGCCAUGCACGCCGAGAUGGUGCUCAUCCUCAUCGCCACGCUGGUGGUGGCCCAGAUCCUCCUGGUGCAGUGGAAGCAGAGGCACAGCCGCUCCUACAACCUGGUGACCCUGCUGCAGAUGUGGGUGGUGCCUCUCUACUUCACCAUCAAGCUGUACUGGUGGCGCUUCCUCUCCACCUGGGGCAUGUUCUCCGUCAUCACCAGCUACAUCAUCUUCAGGGCCACACGGAAGCCCCUGUCUGGCAGGACGCCCAGAAUGGUGUACAAGUGGUUCCUGCUGAUCUACAAGCUGAGCUAUGCAGUGGGAGUGUUGGGCUAUCUGGCCAUCAUGUUUACCAUGUUUGGCUUCAACGUCCUCUUCAGGAUUAAAGCAGAGGACUCGAUGGAUGUGGGCGUCAUCAUGCUCUUCUAUGGGCUAUACUACGGCGUCAUGGGACGGGACUUUGCUGAGAUCUGCUCUGACUACAUGGCCUCAACCAUAGGGUACUACAGUGUUGGGGGCAUGCCCACGCGCAGCCUCUGCGACGACAUCUGUGCGGUGUGCGGUCAGAAGAUCCUGGUGGACGUGGAUGAAGAAGGCAUUAUUGAGGACACGUAUCAGCUCUCCUGUAACCACAUUUUCCAUGAGUUUUGCAUUCGUGGAUGGUGCAUUGUGGGAAAGAAGCAGACCUGUCCCUACUGCAACGAGAAGGUGGAUCUGAAGAGAAUGAUGAAAAAUCCUUGGGAGAAAACACACGUGUUGUACGGCCAGCUUCUGGAUUGGCUGAGGUACCUCGUUGCUUGGCAACCCAUCAUAAUUGGCAUCGUUCACGGAAUUAACUUCACCUUGGGCCUCGAAUAGAGAAAAUGGCAAAAAGAACAGAACUAUGAACCAUUUUUAAGCGACUUGCACGGUUUUGUCUGUUAGUAUUUAUAAGAUGUAAAUUCUGUACUUUACCAUGUAUAGAUGCAGAUGCUUUUGUAUCAUAUUAUUUAUUUAAUACUGUAUCAAGUGCUUCACACAGCCAGCUCAGCCAAUGACUUACAUUGUAAAGCGUGGGAUUUCAACACAUUGAAAUGUCUAAAAAACUUGCUGAUGCCAUUAUUUGUUAGAUUGUUUGUUGUUUUUAAGGCCUAUGUGACCUGUUUUUCAUUUCUGCGUUGUGGUUCAGUCAUCUACUCAGCUGUUUAUUCCAUGAUGCAUAUGAUUAAUCGGAGACCAUGGGCUUGAUUUAAUAUUUACUUACUGUGGGAUGUAAUGACCCCUUCCUGUUUACUGUUAAGGGUAUACUGUAAGCUACGGUGCCAUAAAACCUUUUCAUGAGGACUUGACAAAUGCAAGAGAAUCAGUAGAGGUAAGAAAUUAAUAUUUCACUCUGGUGAUCUCUUGUGUAAGUGAGAGUAUUGUUUUUGUAAGUCUGGGUGUGGGAACCUCGUUUUCUUUGGUGGGGGGGGUUAAGCACAUUUUUAUCCCAUCCAUCCAUAUCUGUGUUUUGGUUAGUUUGUGGUCAGCUGAUUGUUGACAGGAUAAUGUUCUGAAAUCCUUCACUGACAAUGAGAUAAAUUUUAAAAGAAAAUCCGAAUUCUCAUGUGUUUUGUGUGCAUUUCUAGAAAUGUAUGUGCAAUAUAUGAACAUGUUUGUGUUCGUUCAGUGA
Molecule: messenger RNA, 1834 nt
Organism: Alosa sapidissima (American shad)
Lineage: Eukaryota; Metazoa; Chordata; Actinopteri; Clupeiformes; Clupeidae
Gene: rnf175
Product: ring finger protein 175
Exons: 9
Coding region: 100-1041 (313 amino acids)
Cellular component (GO): endoplasmic reticulum membrane; Golgi membrane
Molecular function (GO): metal ion binding; ubiquitin protein ligase activity
Source: RefSeq, a predicted model, not a curated record